This is a messenger RNA of Saccostrea cuccullata (small rock oyster), 1424 nucleotides long. RefSeq lists its product as uncharacterized. The transcript has 3 exons. Lineage: Eukaryota; Metazoa; Mollusca; Bivalvia; Ostreida; Ostreidae. Bases 123 to 980 code for a protein of 285 amino acids. The record is from RefSeq and is a predicted model, not a curated record.
AUCACCUUAUUAACGAUAGACAGCUCUUUUUGCGUUACACAUUAAAAGUCAACUAGUCCAGUUAGCUUUGGUAUACUUCAGGUCCAUGACUAUAUAGGUGUUGCUAAAUCCAAUCCGACAAAAUGUCUCAGUCGAGGAUUACCAGUAUUAGUGGGCCAACAGCCUCACUGAAUUUUAUCGGGAUUCCGUACUCCGAUAUCGACAGAACAGGACACUGGGCUGUCUGGAGAAUUUCCAAAAUGUUUGAAGCUGCACGCUUGCUCUCACUUCUUGCUGGGUUCGUGGACUAUAGAAAAAUAGUUGACGAGGACCAUGCAUUAGCCAUUAUCAAGCAACAGUUGAAUUUAGAUCCUGAGUUACAAAGAGCGAGUUUAACACCAGCGAUGAAAUUAAACUUUGAUGUAGAACUUAUACAAUUGAAACAAACUUCCUUCACAAUAGUUACUAAUUUAAAAAAUGGGACCACAGGGAAAAUUCUUGGAGAAAAUUUUAUGAAAAUAGUAAGAAUAAAUCGGACAACGCGGCGGUCGUCUUCAUUUCCUGAAUGGUUUUACAAAAAGUAUGCAGCUUUCAUGAAUAUUCCUGGACAUCCAAGUACUGAAAAGGAAGAGUUACCAGAAAUUCCCAAGAAUGCUUAUAAAUAUGACGUCAUUCCAGGGCACAGCGACGAGGAUGUUAAUUGUCACCUGAAUCAAUCCUCAUAUAUUCGAUUCUGCAUGGACGCAGCAACGAGUGCAUCGUUGAAUGGGUAUUAUGAACAUUACACAAGAGAUAUGUGUUUAUACCCCUCAAUACAAUGGACUAUUAGUUAUGUGGGGGAGAGUAUUGCUGGUGAUCAGUUGACUAUAUUUACAUGGCAAAAAGAACACACUCCCGACAACAUACAAUUUGCUAUCGAACGAAAUGGCAAUCUAAUUUUCUAUGCAUCAACAAUAUUUGGUAAAAUCGCAAAAGAGAAAAUACAUUGGCACAAAUUGUGAAAACACAUUUUAUUUUGUGUAUUGAUUCAUUAUUGAAUAAAACAAUCUUUUUUUUUUGUCAAAAGGGUUCAACUGAAAUAUGAGAUCAAAUGGCAGAAAUUCUGCCAUCGGAAUGUGUAAAGCGCUAGAAUUAUUGACUUGCUCAGCUUAAUCAGAAUAUGUUUACGCUUUAUCCAGUUAUUGUGAGCGAUAAUAUGGAAAAGAAACAAAUUAAUAUAAUGAUAAAUAUCUUUUUUUAAAUGAAAAGAAAAUGAAAUUCAGAAGUACACAUCUUGUGAUUACACUCAUUAUAUGGUGAAAAUUAUUCUGAUACAAACAUUCUGAUUCUUAACUCAAGUGUAUUGAUGCAAAUAGAACAAAUUCACACCCCCUCGAAUUCGUAGAAUUUUUAAAUGUAUACAUGUAUAUUGAAGCAAAUAAAAAAUGCAAUAUGGGUUUAAAGAU